Colletes gigas is the source of this 2688-nucleotide messenger RNA. RefSeq names its product ETS-related transcription factor Elf-5-like. Gene Ontology annotation, biological process: regulation of transcription by RNA polymerase II; cell differentiation. The record is from RefSeq and is a predicted model, not a curated record. The transcript is spliced from 7 exons. Gene Ontology annotation, cellular component: nucleus. NCBI's taxonomy places the organism in Eukaryota, Metazoa, Arthropoda, Insecta, Hymenoptera, Colletidae. Gene Ontology annotation, molecular function: DNA-binding transcription factor activity, RNA polymerase II-specific; sequence-specific DNA binding. The coding region runs from base 415 to 1248 and encodes 277 amino acids.
AUCGUGUAGACCGUCGCCAAUGGAGUGUAGUCGCAAUUAUUGCGUCAACAAUCGCAGUCUGUGUCGUUAGCGAUUGGCCAGUCCCGAAGAGCGGGAAAUCCCCGUUGAAACCUGCUCUUCCGCGGUUGUCCGUCCCCGCGGUUCUCCCGCUGACGUCUUUCGCGUCACCGCCAACCCCGUGCUUCGUCAGAGACAUUCCGACGACUGACGAUUAGUAUCGCGCUGUACGACUCCGUCGCGACGUCGUGAUUUUCCCAAGAACACUUGGUGCCAAGUUGUCCACGACAGUGAUGCGCGUUCAUGUUUUUCGACGAUACGUGUGACACGCGCGUUUAGUGACAGCAACGUUUAAAUGAAACGCUCCGUUUGAUUCCACGUUACUUAUUGUUCAAAGGCAAAGUGAAAUCGAAGGGAAUGGAUCCGUUUGACAGUCUCGACAGGUCCGAUCUGUCGGAGGUGUAUCCGUCGUUCACUAAUCUCAAUGACCACGAUGACGAUCACUCUUUAUUGGACAUGGACGAGGUGCCGAGGAAAUGCGAGUUCAACCGAAAGAAAUGUAGCUUCGGUGACGAUAACAACGAGGUGAUCGAUGGUACCGGUUGGUCGGAUAAACCUAUCAGAAACUGGUGUCAAGAGGAGACAAUAAAUUGGCUAAUGUCUGCCGCGUCUUACAUCGGGCAACCGUACAGUUUGAUUCAGCACAGUCUCGCGGUGCCAGGAAACGAGCUGGUUACCUUCACGAGAAACGAUUUUAUCAAUCACGAUCCCAUAUACGGAGAUCGACUUUACGGCCUGCUCCACUCUCAGCCCAACUCGAAUCUGCUUCCAUCGUUCGAAACCAUUCACCCUCCUUCCAACAACGCAUCAGACGCAGAAUCAGACAACAGUAUCGAAGUCCCAACCAAACAGCUGCUGAGGGUAUCAAAACCGAAGAAAAAUUCCACUAGCCAGGGAAAGCUUUGGGAGUUUAUUAGGGAUUUAUUACGCAACCCCGAAACGUGUCCCAGUUUAAUUUGCUGGGAAGACUAUUCGCAAGCGAAAUUUCGAUUCGUUAAAAGCGACGAAGUCGCGAAACGAUGGGGCUCGCGAAAAGGAAACACGAAGAUGACGUACGAGAAACUUAGCCGAGCCAUGAGAUACUAUUACAAAAGCAAAAUCUUUCUACCUGUACUUGGACGAAGGUUGGUCUAUCAGUUUGGACCUAAUGCAAAGGGCUGGCAGACUGAGAAUCCGAAUUUUCGAUAUUAGGAUUUUACGGAUUCCUUUCAAGUCUCAACCCUUGUAAAAAUUGUACAGACACUGAAAAUAAUAUUUGCGAUCGAUGAAUUUCACGUGCAGGAUACUUUCAGAAGAUUUGUACAGAGAAGAAAGAAUAUUGAAAAUAUUUUGAUACCGGGGGGAGGAAAAGUGUUAAACGUUGGCUCGAUUAAGAAUGUUAAAAGACUAAAGAGAACAGAUCUAGUAUUACAGGUGAUACACACGCACACGCACACUGACUAGGUGUAAAUAAUAUAAAGACAGUAUGAAUGAACAAAAAUGUCGAGAUUUUUCAUAUUAUUGUACGCAUGAAUGAGUAAGUCUGUGAUAAUAAGCGGAAAGCGAAAUACGAGUGCGAAUUGAUUUACUUUUAUAUAAGGUUUUCAUAGUGUAUUUAAUUUUAAGCAUAAUAGAUCGUUUACUUAUGUAAAAGUAUACAUAUAAUCAAGAAAGACAAUAAUUCUCGUGACUUACAAUCAAAUAAAUUUGCUAUUACUUAUUCUUUUUUUAUAUCACAGAGUUGUGUUAUGUACCUUAAUUUGGAAGCAUUCGAGUGUCUUUUAAAUCGACCCAUGGCUAACGGUCAGCUUUAAAAGAGGAAAUUAAAUUAUCUUACGAGUAACAAACGACACAGUACGAUCUCGUUUAUUUUUCUCCUGGAAGAAGAAUAUAGUUGAACUCUGUAUCGUUUGUUUACAAACUAUGGAAGUAUGGAAUAUCAGAUUUAAUUCGUAUCGUAUCAAUGCACCCUAAUUAACAGUUAGUGUCGAUAACUGGAUACUUAUUCCUACAAUAGCGCAUGCAAAAAAGCUUGCAGAUAUUUAUAUUGACAGAAAUUUCAAGCGAUUCGAGUACUUGUCGGCAAGUAUUUAAAUACUGCAAUUUAAGAUACAACGUUGUAUCGUGGUCGACAAGAUAUACAAGCUAAAGGCAUGCACAAUUUUAUUUUAAAUCGAUUUGUAAAAGAUAUUUAAGGCUGCUGGAUCGCGUUUUGUUUCAGCGAACUCGAUUAUCGUUGUUUGUAUAAUAAGACCGUAGUGAAAAUACCGACUGCACUCGUACUUGACUCAACUUUGCAAUAUGCAUAUUAAACGCUACAAAUUGCAGAACCAACGUGUGAAAAUAUUCAACGUAUUCUUAUCCAGUUAAUGUGACUAUACAAACCCAUUUUUUACUCGACAAUUUCUCAUAAACGUUCAACUGCUGCCAUUAUCCGAAUCGAUCAAGUAUUCAUGCAACCGGUAACCGUUACUACUAUCGCAAUAACUCUUCUUACAAAAUUCGACGGAACUGUAAAAUAAAAUACUAUCGCUCACUUUCCUCAAAAAGUGCCUAAUUAACCUGGAAAAUUUCACUUUUAGCUUAAUUAUAAAUGUAAAUUUAAUAACUAUCGAAAGGCACGAAUCGUAAAUAACCACUAUCAUGACGUAU